Messenger RNA from Entelurus aequoreus (snake pipefish), 1840 nucleotides. RefSeq names its product early growth response 2b (gene egr2b). Gene Ontology annotation, molecular function: DNA-binding transcription factor activity, RNA polymerase II-specific; RNA polymerase II cis-regulatory region sequence-specific DNA binding. Gene Ontology annotation, biological process: regulation of transcription by RNA polymerase II. The record is from RefSeq and is a predicted model, not a curated record. The coding region runs from base 97 to 1362 and encodes 421 amino acids. The transcript has 2 exons. Lineage: Eukaryota; Metazoa; Chordata; Actinopteri; Syngnathiformes; Syngnathidae.
UGCUUUCAACUUCGGUGUCACAACCACGGAGCUUACAGCCAUGCAACAUCACCCUUAAACACCAACCGUAGCACAAAAGUGAUCAUUGUAUCCAAGAUGACGGCUAAAACUCUGGAGAAGGUGCAGCCUCUGAAUCUCGCGGGCUUUGAGAGUUUGUACUCCGUGGAGGACAUGGCCGCCGGGUUGCCAACUUCUGUUGCCGUUUUUCCCAACUCGGACUUAGGAUCGCAUUACGACCAGAUGACUGCAGAUUCCUUAAUGAGCGCAGAGAUGAGCGCAGAGAGGCGUUCUCUGGACUUCUCUUACUCCAACGGCUUCUCCCAACCUUCUUCUUCUUCUUCUUCUUCUCACCGCAACCAGACUUUCACCUACAUGGGGAAGUUCUCCAUCGACUCCCAGUAUCCCACCAACUGGAAGCCCGAAGGAGUCAUCAACAUCGUGUCGGGCAUCUUCAACGUUGCGCAUCCUCCUCCUCCUCCUCCAUCUUCAUCCUCCGCUUCCCCAGUUUCCACCGGGUCCCCCACUCACUUUUCCGGCGGCAAUUUGAGUUGCACCAUGGCCGCGGCGCACCACCACAACCAAGCAGAGAUGGAGCACCACCACCAGCUUUACUCUCCUCCCCCGCCCUACUCCUCUUCUGCGUGCGGGGAGUCGUACCAGGAUCCGUCCGCGUUCCUGUCCACUCCCUACCCGCCACCUUCCUACUCGUCCCCGAAGCCGCACAACAGCGGCCAAGACGCGUCGGGUCUCUUCCCGAUCAUCCCCGACUACCCCGGCUUCUUCCAGCCGGCGUGUCAGCGCGACAUGCCAGACCGGAAGCCGUUCGGCGCAUGCCCGCUCGACACCUUCCGCGUCCCGCCACCUUUGACCCCGCUGAACACGAUCCGAAAUUACACCCUGGAAGCGGGAGGCCAACCGCGGCUGCCCUCCGCCUACAGCACCCAGAACCUGCCCCUGAGGCCGAUCCUGCGCCCCAGAAAGUACCCGAACAGACCCAGCAAAACGCCCAUCCACGAGCGUCCCUACCCGUGUCCGGCGGAGGGCUGCGACCGCCGCUUCUCCCGCUCCGACGAGCUGACGCGACACAUCCGCAUCCACACCGGACACAAGCCCUUCCAGUGCCGGAUAUGCAUGCGCAACUUCAGCCGCAGCGACCACCUCACCACGCACAUACGCACGCACACCGGGGAGAAGCCGUUCGUCUGCGACUUCUGCGGACGCAAGUUCGCACGCAGCGACGAGCGCAAGAGGCACACGAAAAUCCACCUGAGGCAAAAGGAGAGAAAGUCCUCCACGGUCUCGUCCUCGUCGUGCAACACUUCCACGUUGGAGCGCACCGCAACUAACGCCAUUUGUUCCUAGGUGGGACAGUGUGGGGUUUUUUUUUUGUAUUAUUUAAAAAAAAAUCCAAAGCACACUAACCCACAAAUUUCAUCAACAAUCAAAACAUAUGAUUAUGAAACUGUUGUGAUUUCGACUCAGCGCGUAAUUACGCACAGCCCUGCUCCAAGAUGACAGAAAGACUGCAGUCACGUUUGCACUUUGUCUACUUGACACGCAAUAGCCGACAUUAACCACGGCGGUUGUAAUAUAAAGGGGAUUCAUAACAUGCGUUGGAAAUAAAAUGUCUUUAAGUUAUUUAAUCGUGUUGAUUCUAACACGCACUUCCCCUAUAUGGUGCCUUGUCGUGGGUUCUGAAUUAAGGACGCUUCUAAUGCAAUGUAUAUUUGUUUUUUUAAUAUGUAAAGUUGAAGACAUUCUAUUUUUGUACUCUUUUCGUCUCGUGGUAAAUAUAAUGUUGUACAUGAUGUGGUGGACUUGUAAAUUCUCAUUCCUGACA